AUGCCACCGAAACGGCCCUCUCGUAAAAGCAUUGCCGCACAAUCAAAGUCGUCUUCUCGUCGAUGCCGGAAUGAGGUUGCUGCUGCUGGAGCCGAUGAUGAUUAUGGUGCGAACGAUGUGUCGAUGAUGGAAGGUGAUAUGGACCUCAACGAUGGCGACGCCGAGAGUGGGACCGAGAGUAAUGCAAAUGAUUUGCGAGACCUCGAAGAGAGCCUUAAGAUGAGCAUGGUCGUUGAUACCGGCCUGAGGAAAGAACAGAGACAACGUCAUCUCGAAACCGACUUUGAGAAUCAGGUUUGUGUCGUGCAGGAAAAGAUCGAGGAGAGGAGUGAAAGAAGAAAAAGAGAGGUCGACCAUAUCCAAGAUGACUUCUUGACGAGACUGCUUACUUUGUCACGUCGCAAGUCUGAAUUGGAGACCCAGAUCAUCAAAGAGACCCAAGAACUAGCCGAUGCGUACCUUGGGCUAAAGGAGGAAUUUGAAGCGGUGCUCCAAGGAAGGCAUGAAGAUGUCAACGAGGCAAUCACCUCAUUGAUCAAAUUGGAGGACGCCGCUCCUCCGAAGAAUUCAUCAUGA
Molecule: messenger RNA, 576 nt
Organism: Exophiala oligosperma
Lineage: Eukaryota; Fungi; Ascomycota; Eurotiomycetes; Chaetothyriales; Herpotrichiellaceae
Exons: 3
Coding region: 1-576 (191 amino acids)
Source: RefSeq, a predicted model, not a curated record